CAUCACCCUCAACUGUUGUUGCGACCACUGGAUCAGCAGAUACAUCAGUCCAAAUUUUCUGGUCGACUCCACAAGCAUCGGACAAUAUCUACAGAUACAAGAUCGUGUAUGUACCAUCGAGCGAUGGCGGUGAGGCAGCCUCGCUUGCUGACCCGGCAGAUGGUACCAGUGAGAUUUUCAACCUAAUUCCUGCAGUACCUUACACAUUCUUCCUGUCUUCGGUGGUCCAGAAUUUAGAGAACAACACGUUUCUCGAGAGCGAGCCUGUCAAUGCAACAUACACGAUCGACCCCACACCUGGAGAAGUCUAUGUGCUAACCAAGACCAACAGUUCGAUCACCUUCAUCUGGACCCAAGUUGGCCAGCCGUCUUUCUUUGCACUCAUUUUGACAUCUAAUGGCGAACAGAUCGGCAAUGAGGUCACGGUGUCUGGCUCUUAUCGGCCGAGUUACACGUUCGAGGGUUUACAAUCCAGUACGGAGUAUACUGUGACUGUCGACCACCAUACACAGUUCCAAACACAGACUGGUUCGUCAUUGGAGGCAUCUUACAAUGCCACCGCAACUACAAACCCAAAUCAACCUGGACCUGUCAGUAUCCUCUCCGAAGAGCGAGUAUCCCUCGUCAUCGGUCUUACAGAACCCCCUGUUCCAACAAGUUUUGAUAGCUACCUGAUAUCUUUCAGCAGGGAUGGAGUCGAUGUUGAGAUGCUCGCUGGGUCAGCUAACGCCGAUGAUGUAUCGUUUGAAAUAGAUGGUCUUUUCCCAGAUACGUCAUACACGAUCUAUGUAAGAUCAGUGUACGGUAGUGGGCCAGCUUGGAGUGUCAGUGAGCCAUCAAUAACAAAAGGAAGCACUGUAACUCCUCUUCCUGGGGAAAUUGUCAUCCUUGAGUACACAAACACCACCAUUGAAUUCUUGUGGGGAGACAGCACGAUGGAGCCGGGAUUUGUCCGUGAGGAGGUGAGCUACUCGCCGAUGACCAACUCGUCUAGUGAGGAGAUCAUCAGUGAGAGAAGGAGAAGACUGGUUGACCUGCGACCCGGGGUUCUCUAUACCAUCAACCUCAAAGUGAUAUCAUCCAGUCCCAUGGAAAACAGUACUUCACAGAGGACAAUUCCCCUGCCGCCAAAUAACCUGGAAGUGGUUGAGGAGACUCCGUUGACAAUAACCUUCAGUUGGGGUCUGGAGGACACUCAAUUGGACAAUUUUGUAAUCUUCUACAUGCUGAAUGGCGAGAGAGUUAACGUGACAGUUAACUCGGUGCUUAGGAGUUACACACUGAUGAAUCUGCAGCCUGAUACUAUGUACGACUUCAGUAUGGUGACGGUCAGCGGGGAUGAAGAAAGCGUCUCUGUUCCUGCAAGUGGAGCAACAGUUGCCCUUCCUCCAAACACCAUCCUAGCUGCGGAAACGACAGCCACAACCAUCAAUCUCUGGUUCUCCCCCAUUGUCGGCCCGACCGGUGCAUACGACGUCGAGGUUGAGGGGGUGGAUGGUCCAAACACGAUUAUCCAACCCGACGAGCUGCUGAACAUUCAGCUUACUGGCUUGUCACCGAGUACUGUGUAUGAGAUCCAGGUUAAUAGGAUGACACAGAAUUAUCGUCAGUCUGUCAGGACAAAUCCGCCAAAUCCCGGCAAUGUGACAGACGUCGAACCCGGUCGAUUCGGCGUUGAAUUCAGCUUCAGCCCUGGGGAACCUGCUGAUGCCGUCAACUUCUAUGAGAUUUACGGCGAGGAUGACGGUACUUCAAGAAUCCUGGGUAACCCCUCUUGUUGCAACCAGGUAUUGCUUGCAUCCAUUCCCGCCGCCGCUCCACUGACCUUUGAAGCUACGGGACUUAAUCCAAAUACACCUUACAUUUAUGAGAUUAGAUCUCUCCUCGACAGUGCUGGUGACUUUCCCAUGCAAAGAAGUAACCAAGUACAGCUAGUUGAAUUCACGACAGCUUCACUCCCGCUUGGCGACCUCGACGUCCGCGAGAUAACAACCACCACAAUCGACCUCAUAUGGCUCACGACAGGCUUAGAUUCACUGGCAUUCUUCAUCAGCUUCAGGCAGGCGGAUGAGACUACCUUCAACACUAGUUUUACAAGAACUGAGCCGGGGACCCAGUAUGCGGAAUACACGCUGGAGUCCCUGCUGCCCGGUGAAUUGUACACGGUUAGAAUACAGAAUGGAGAAAAUGACCUCAACGAUGAAAUCACGCAGAGAACCCGUCCUAAUUCCAUCACGCAAUUGACGACGACCACCCGCACAUCCACCAGCCUCUCUCUAGAAUGGGGUGCAGCUGACGGUGUUCUCUCCUACUAUGAAGUCGUUUACGACCCCCCAACCAUCUAUUUUCCACGACGAACCGAAGUGCAAGCAGACGAACCACUCAAUCUCACUCUUUCUGGACUGUUCCCUAAUACAACUUACACUGUUACCGUGGUAACGUGGUCUGGCACCGGUGCCGACGAAACAUCUAGCACUCCAUUCACUGGCUCGUUCCAGACAGUCCAAGAACAGCCGCUGACACUUAUCCUCUUAUUUGUCAACGAGACGCGAGCCCACUUCACCUGGGGGUUGGCUGCUGGGAUAAACACUUACAGUGUUGAGGUGACAUCCUCUGCACAAGACAGUCAGAUGACGACUCCAGUAGAGGUCCCACCCGGAGCUGCUCCUUCAUCUGUGAGUGACGAGCUGAUGCCGGGUAACUUGUAUGUUGCCAAUGUUCGAGCUGCUGGUGGAUCAGGACCUGGUCCUGACCUGCUCUUCAGAACGAAGCCGAGACCUCCCAUGGGGCUAUCGGUGGAACCUGGACCAGUAGGCUAUUUCUCCUUGCUUUUUGGAUGGGACGUGCCCGAGGAUACCAUCUUCAGCGAGUUUGAAGUCCGUAUCCGGCAAGUGGAUCAGGUCGAGACCAUGAGGUCAGAGGUCGUUGAUGGCUCUACCACAGAGCUGGUUCUCGAGGGUCUCAUCCCGGAAAUGAACUACACUGUAGAGGUGCUGACGAUCUCGAUGGGGGAGGGAUUUACAUCUGUGAGUGACCCGAUUGAUGCUAUGGGCAUGACGGAUCCAUUCCCGGACGGAACCCUGAUCGUGACUGACUACAACACCACCACCAUAACGGUCACUUGGGGCAGACAAGACGGAGUAGACUAUUUUACACAGUUGAGUGAGGUCGGUCAACAGGUGAGAGAGGAAUUUCAAGGUCGGCCCGAGGAGACGUCGGCGACUGCCACCACCUUCUCGUACACGUACACAGGCCUAGUUCCUGGGAGAAAUUAUGAUCUCAUCGUCAGAAGCACAGAUGAUAGUGCUUUUGAUGUCAUUAUCCGCGCAACCCAGAGAACUGUCCCAACACCUCCAAUGAACCCCUCGGCUGCACCACUCGGUGGAGAGAUCAUCACAGUGUCCUGGAUGGCAGCAGAGAAUGACUUGGAGUUUUACGAGGUCACCACCAUUCCUGCCCCGGAGUCUUCCAUUGUGAGCGUUCCGAGAGAUCAGCUGACGGUUGAUGUAGAAGGGUUAGAGCAAAACACAGAGUAUGUCGUCGAGAUUAGGAGUGUGAGCGGUAGCGGGGAUUCAUCUCAGAAGAGUGUUCCUGUUUCAGUAAAUGUCACUACAGAACCAAUUAUCAUGACGGUCUUUUCUGUCGUGCCCGAUGCCCUACUCAUCAGCUUCACUCCCAUUGAUGGUGUCGUGGACGGGUAUCGCUAUGGAUACCGCGCCCUUCCAUCUGGCGCAUUCAUUUACGACUCUCUGACUGCAUCUCAGGAAGAGUUUUCUAUCACCAACCUCAGGUCUGGUGCUUUGUACGAGAUAACGCUAGAUACACGUCGAGGAGUCUCCAACACAGAAGUCGACAGAAUUGUGGCCAGAACAAGACCUGUUCGCCCGAUGAUUAUUGAUUCAGCCACGGAGGUCAAUGACAAUUCAAUCACCAUAGAAUGGACAGCCCCCUCUACUGCCGAUAGCGAUUAUGAUGGAUUCCGCAUGACCUAUGACCCCGCCGAUGGGGCCUUGGAGUCCCCCCUCUCUCUGGAUAAGACAAGGACGUCUCUUACCCUGACCCGACUAGAACCGGACAGUUCAUACGAUGUCACCUUGGUGGCCGUCUCUGGCCAGGGAAGAACAGAACAGGAGAGCUUUCCUGCUGAAAUUACUGUUCAAACAGACGCUGGUGAACCGGGUGGUGUGAAUAUCAAGGAGGUAAAUGAGACUUCUAUUCGCAUCACAUGGAAUAGAGUUGGUGGCGCCAGCUAUAGCCCAACCAUUGACCCGGAUGAAGGCGAUAUGAGAAUCUUGGGUGAGAACUCAGCCAUCUUCGAAGAACUCACACCAGGUCAACUGUACACUCUGAUGACAGUGCAAACACCUGGACCCUCUGGUCCACCUACCCAACAGUAUACAGUACCAAAUCCCCCGACAGAUGUAGCCAUUUCCAGAACGACUGCCUUCGAGCUGGACAUAUCCUGGACCCCACCAUCCGUUGGGUUCUAUGACUCCUUCCGUCUGACAUACUCCCAGGUUGGAACGGAUGAUCCAAUCUCUGUGUCAGUGCCUGCCAGUGACGAACCCUCUGUGACUCUACCAGACCUGGAGCCGGAGACAUCCUAUGCUGUGUCGGUUGUUUCAGUCCGUGGGACAAUCAGCAGCGAGGCUGAUGAGACAUCAGGAACAACAGGUCGAGCGCCAGAGGGUGUUCCAAUUCUUUCAAAUCGGACAAUCAACAGUAUCUCCAUCACGUGGGCAGUAUCUACCCUUCCCUCUGCCACUGGGUACCGUCUGAUGAUUAGUACAGGUGGAGGAACGUCACCUACAGCUGAGCUCCCGCAAUCCGCCACUACCUAUACCUUUGAGAACUUGGCUUCAGGCACAAACUAUGUUAUCAGUCUACGCAUCGUUGGUUCAGUAGAAGCUCCCCAGGAAUUGGCAGUCACGACAAUUCCUCAGACUCCAGGUGCCAUUCAAAUUGAGGACACAACGCAAACUAGCAUCACAUUCUCAUGGGAAAGUGCAGCAGGGAACUUUGAUCGCUACACCAUCUACCUCUACCCCUUUACCUCGGAUCCUGUUUUCCUAGAUGAUGUCGAAAGGGGGGUGGACCUCAUGCUCUCGAAGAACUACCUUGCUCCAGGGACUUUGUACAGGAUACAGGUCUAUGCGAUAACAGGAACAACGCUCAGUGCUGUUAGUGAAAGAACAACCUCGACAGCAAUGGAGCUCCUUGUGUUCAGCCCAGUUGAUUCAUCUGGACUUGAUGUGUCAUGGCCUAAUGCACCAAACUCUCCUAACUAUGACCUUGAAUAUGUACCAUCUGAUGGUUUGCAACCAUCACCAGUAUCUACUCCAGCGGACAGUGUCCUUCUCAGUGAGCUAACGCCAGGUCAGAUCUACAACUUUGCCCUCUACUCCGGAAGCCCUGGGUCUAAUAUACAAAGGCUAGUCAGAGCAACAUAUGUUUUGGCCCCACUCACACCAACCGUUGAGAUUUCCAUCGUCUCUCCAACCACCAUCUUAAUACGGAUCACCCCAGCCACUGCUGGAGUGCUGGACUACUACAGGGUUGAUGUGGCAGCCAGGCAAUCUGCUCUUGGUGUCGGCUCGGACGGCAUGGCAAGCUUUGAAAUCCCAAGGGAGGCCUGCCCAGAGCUGUUUGUCACUGACUUGGUCCCCGGUGGAACGUACGAUGUCGAGGUGGCCGCCGUUGCCGGGGAAACCGAGAGCGAUGUUGUAACCCAGGAUUUCUCUUUAGAGCCAAUGAUGCCUGGCCAGUUAUAUGUGAACGACCGAAGCCCCACAUCCUUGGAAGUGGUCUGGGGUGCAGUCACUGAUCAGACCUUCAACAACUAUCUUCUCUUCCUGACCCUUGGGAGUGUCCAGAUCAGAGCCGAGGAAUAUCCCAGCAGUGCGGAACGAAGAGUGUCCUUCGAUGGCCUCAUCGCUGGCACAUCAUACAAUGUAGAAUUGUUUGCCGAAGGAGAAGAAGUGACAUCCCUCAGCUCUCUAGACACCUCUACAGCACCAUAUGCCCCUGCCAGUUUGUCCUUCCUGUCUGUCGAAGGUCAAGAGGUCGUGGUUGGGUGGCCUCUGGCAGACUCUUACGUUGAUUACUACGAACUCUGCUGGACCCCCUUCAACCGAACACGAAUUCUGGAGCAAAGUGUGACCCAGACCGUUUUGACACUCGACCAAUCAGAUGUGGAGUACACCAUCUCCGUGCAUUCUGUAAUCGAACGUGAAGGGACAUACCCUGUCAGGAGCGAGGCCGUCUCUCGUUUCAUCACCAUCGACGAGGGUUUGGAAGGCGAACUGAACGUGACUGAUUACGAUUCGUCGUCAAUCACCGUCGAGUGGAGCGAAGUAGUGAGUGUCGGGUUUGAAAGCUAUGGUCUCCGGGCCGUUACAGAGGGCUCAGGAGUAGCGGUAGAAAGCGAGGUACCCAUCGGGGAUCCGAGGACAUACACCUUCAUGGGCCUAAUACCCGGUGUGAGAUACACCAUCAGUAAUAUCCUGCGUGGCUCUGACCCCACUGUGACGAGGAUGGUGCACCAGAGAACUAGACCAAGCCCUGUUACUGGCCUCGUCGUGACUUCAGUGACGUCCCAAUCCAUUACCGUCACCUGGCAAGAAGUCACUCAAGGUGUUUUCAAUGACUACGUCGUCACCUACGCUCCCACUGACAACCCUACUAUGGUCAGGUUUGCCAAUCGCAUUCCUAACAGUGGUGACACAGUUACUGUCAUUGACGGGCUGCUCCCUGAUACAUCGUACCAGGUGACAGUCUACACGAGUAGUGGUAUAGGACAGGACCAGACGACAAGUACAGAAGCAUCCGUUAGCCCGACAACCACCGCCCUUCCUGAAUGCUCAAUUCAAGUAAUAGGAACCACAUUUACUGAGAUCACCGUUCAGUGGGGUUCAUGUCCCAACGUCUUUGGUAGCUACCAAUUGACCUUCGACCCCAACCCCAACGGCUUGCAGCCAGGGAACGUUCCAAUAAAUGGAGAAUUCGAAUAUACCUUCUCCAACCUGGUCCCGGGACAGAGGUACAUUGUUGGAAUCAGAGACGCCGGCGAGAGUGAACCGUACGCGACGGACGCUGUCUAUACAGAUCCCAAUGCACCCACCGUUCUGGUGGCAGCAGAGGUAACAACAUCCAGCCUUACUGUUGAGUGGACUCCUCCCGUGGGUGAAUAUGAAUCCUUCAGGCUGGAACUAAACGGCAUGAAUGGAGUGCAACAAGCCACUUUGGGAAGGGACCAGAUUGAAGAAGGCAACCAGCCUUCUUUCAUGUUUGAUUCUCUGAGGCCAGACACACCUUACACGGUCAGCAUCUGGACUGUCGUUGGAAGCGACAGCCUCGAGAAGAGCAGCGCUCCGUUGGAAGAAGAAUUCACAACAGAUGCCUUGGAACCUCGGCAGCUCUCGGUCAUCGCCGUCGGCUCGCUUUCCAUCACCGUGGUUUGGGGAGAAGUGACGGACAUCGAAUUCGCUGAGUACGUCAUCCGGUUCCAACCAUCCACCGGUAGUGCAAUUUACGAGAGGGUCCCAAGGCAUCAGGCAAGAGAAGUUACUGCAUCUGACCUACUGCCUGGCCAGCUCUAUACCAUCUCACUGCUUGCCAUUCAGGAGGAUGGUUUGCUGGAUGUUCCAUCUUUGAGUGAUAUCGAUCAGCGUACAGCUCCUCUGCCACCUUUCGACCUCGACACGCGAACUUUGCAGGAGGAUUCUAAAUAUUCCAUAAUUCUGUUGUGGACCAGGCCCCUAAGUAUCAUUGACCACUACGAGCUGACGUACAGUCCAGCCGAUGGACAGAGCGAUAGGGUGAUCACCCUGGAAUCCAGCGCCUCGGAUUACACCUUCAGGGAACUGACGCCCUCCACGACGUACCGUUUCACUAUCAAGACUGUGGCCGGUGAAGAUCCAACACAGACGGAGAGUAUGGAGGUUUUGGCGAGCCAGCGGACAUUGUCAUCCCCUCUUGGUGACCUCAUCCUACGUCGUAAGACCACCAAUUCCAUCACCGUCACUUGGGGUAUUGGGAACUUUGCUGUCGGUGUUCCUGAGGGGAACUACGUUCUGAAGAUUACACCAGGCAAUCGUGAUGUGCUCGCGACCAAUGAAGAGAGGAACGUUGAAUUCGACAUGUUGGACGCAGCAACACUCUACACCAUACAGCUUACAGAGGAUGGCAACGAGCUUAGCAACCUCACAGUACUAACAAACCCUGUUUCACCAGCAAUUUUGGGUAUCCAGUCGGAUGAGACGUCGGCUACAGUGUCUUGGAAUCGAUUUCUCGGUCACAACGUCGAUAAUUUUGAGGUGUAUUACCGCAAAGCUUCCUCCGUGGGCGAGUAUACUUUCGCAGGUGAGGUGGACGGAGAGACACAGUCGCAGAGCCUCACCGGUUUGGAUCCGUCGACAGAAUAUAAUGUCCAGGUCUUCAGCGUAGUUACAGUUGGUGAUCAGACAGCAAAAAGUGAACCAGCCGAGAUGCCAUUCACCACAGGCGCGUUCGGUCAAUUAGAGUUGAGUGUCACAGACGUCACGACCACCUCAAUCUCUCUGAUUUGGGGCACUUGGGAGGAUCGAGAAAACUUGCCUGACUUCACAAAUUAUGAACUUAGUAUCAUUCCCCGUGAUGUGGAAGAAUUGAUCCCAGGCCUGGAUGAAUUCAGAGCUACGUUUGACAGGUUGAUCCCUGGACAGGAAUACACAAUUCAGCUCAAACUGACCACUCUCGAUGAACCUGUAACUCAAAUCGUCCAGAGGACUAAACCUGGCCAGCCCUUAUCUCUUACAUCACCAAGAAGUAAUUAUACAGUGAUUGAUCUUGCCUUCGAGCCUCCAUUGGCAGGGUUUAUAGACUUCUUUAACCUCAUGUACUACGAGAUAGAUGGGAGUGAACAGACACCUAUCAUGGAAGAAUUAUUAGCUGCUGACGAGACGUCAUUCUCAGUCGAGGGAUUACAGCCAAACACAUCCUACUACUUCACUCUGACUGCUAACAGCGGAACCCCAACGGACUUCACUACAAGCCUGCCAAGAGAAGCCAUUUUCACCACCAGUGCUGUGCCAGAGCAAACAGUUGUAUCUGGCACCGUCACUUGCGACACCAUCAAGAUCUUCUGGUCGCCUGACCCCCAAGACGAUGUCCUGUACCGAAUAGCGAUUUCACCGGGCCCGUCCACCGACGAGUUCAGUCGUAUGCCAGAAUACACCUUCAUGGGACUCGACGCGGCCACCGCAUACACCAUAUCCUUGGCCGCUGUGGCGUUUAACCCAAAUUAUCGCUCUGACUAUGAUCCGCUAACUGUGCAGACCCGUCCGAAUGGUCCCGGAAGUAUUACCGUCAGCGGCACAACAACCACGACAAUCGAGAUCACGUGGGCACCACCAGUAGACGGCAAUUUUGAUGCUUAUAUCGUCUCUGUCUCAUCUGAAGGUGGUCUGCCAAGGGAGUAUGACGAAAUCCCUAGGUCGGAGGAAAGACGACUUUCUAUCACCGGACUUGAUGCUAAUGUCCUUUACACCAUUGAAAUUGAUACGGUCAUCUACGGAUCACAAAGAUUGAUAAGUUGCGAGACUACUUCUAUGGAUGCCAGGACAGUUGCCUUGGAUGAGGGCCAGAUCACAGUUACAGCCUUCACAACUAAUUCCAUCACAGUCAUCUUUGGUAAAAAAGAAGAUGCUACGGGAUACAUUGUAGCCUUGAGGAACCUCGAUGGUAACACACCAGUGGUACGGGAAGCCAACCUGCAACCUUCGGCACGCGCUCGUGUGACCUUUGACAUGCUGACUCCAGGAGUGAAUUAUGCCAUCACGCUUGACUCGGAAGGAGAGAUUGAGCAGAGGACCCGACCUGUACCGCCUAGUAUCGUCCUGACACCAACCUCCACCGUCACGUCGUUUGAAGUCGUCUGGAACCUACCACUUGGAGUCUACCAUAAUUUCCUUCUUGUAAUCACCAACCCCGAUGGCACGACUAGGCCAGAGGUUGCCCUCGGGCCAACGGACACCUCGAGGGAAGUCGAUGAGCUUCUUCCGGGAACAGUGUACUCAAUCCAGGUUUAUUCCACCGUGGGAACGGGAGAUAGCUUGAUCCGUAGUGAGCCCACUGAAGUUCAAGGAAUGACUGAAUCUCUAAGUGCGCUGGAAGUGAUCUUCAUAGACCGGACCACGGAUAGUCUAGAGGUAGCUUGGGGUGCCAGUUCCUUACCCAACCCCGGUGGGUACAGGGUUUUCUUCCACCCUGAAGGACAAACCGACACCUCACCUCUUAUCGCCCAGGAGAGAGACAUAAGAAGAGAAUCUCUUCAAGCCGGGCAGCUGUACAACGUCAGCGUCGUGCCCGUAAACUACCCAGAAGAACUUGGGACUCUGGCAGUCAGGACAAUUCCUUUUGCUGUUCGGGGUCUGGAACUGGCUGGGGAUCCAAGCUCCAUAUCAUUUGCCAUUUCUUGGAUCCAACCGGUGAGCGGGGUUUAUGAUGGCUAUGCAGUGUACAUCGCAGGCACAGACAAUGUAGAACGGCAGAUAGCCAGGAUAAGUGAUACUGAUACGACACAACUCCUUAUUGAGGACCUGGACCCGAAUCGUGCGUACAUCGUGUCCGUCUAUGCUGUUGCAGGCUUUGACCAGUCUACAGAAGUCCUCAGCGCAGUCACUAAGGCUGAUGUCUCAACUGUGUCACUUGAUCCGCUGGCAUUGGAGACGUAUUCAUUGACUGAGACGACGAUUGGUGUUGCCUUUGGACCGGCCAGUGAAGAAGACCUUGUGGGCUCUUCAGGUUACACAUUGGCAUUGACACAAGAAGGCUCAACCAUCGAGGCUAUCAACAUACCAAUUGAUGGUUCUACGAAGUAUGUCUUCACCAAUCUUAUACCAGGGACCUUAUACAUUGCACAGGUAGAGGUCAGAAACACUGAUGUUCUUUCAGAUGAAUUGGGCAUCAGAACAAUUCCUCUGCAAGCUUCCAAUUUCAGAGACACGAUGGUUACAGCAGAGGAGAUCUCGCUCUCCUGGACGCUUGCUUUGGGUAACGUUGACGGCUACGACAUCACCUACACUCCUGAGGAUGGUGAGGAAGUUACCAUGUCCGUUGAACCUGAUCAGACCAGUGCCGUUUUGAGGAACCUUGCUUCAGCCACCGAGUACAUAAUCCUGCUCAUCUCCAGGGCCGGACCAAAUACCGUUAGUGAACCUCUGGAGUUGUCUGUUACGACAAGAUCUGCCCUUCUAACCCUGCAAGCUAGCCCUGAUCCUUCAACCGACGUCGUGGUGGACUGGAACGAAGAAGCGGGAUCCGUCCAGAAGUACGUGUUGACCUAUGACCCCAGUGAUGGAGUGCCGAUCUCCCCGAUCGAGACCACGACCCCUGGCCCCGUCUCCAUCACAGGUCUGAAUCCGGGUUCGCAGUACGUCUUCACUCUCUCUACUGUCCUCACCAACAAUGUCCAGUUCUUGUCCAGUAGUGUCUCCCAUAUUACAGUCCCACAAGAGCCGGUUGAUGUAGAGAUUACAGAUGUGACGACCUCCAGCAUCACUCUGUCCUGGUCUCCACCCAGCGAAGGAGAGUUCUUCGGCUACAUCCUGAACUACAGAGGAGACGGUCUUGCUUUAGAGCUCGGUCGCACCCCUGCAACCAGUCUCUUACCAAGUUACCAGGAUUCUAUAACCCUCAAGGGCUUGACUCCGCGCAAUGAUUACAGGAUGGUAUUAGCAACAUAUGUGGAGUACGAUGGUGUGACCUACACCAGUAAUAACGUUACAACGAUUGACAGCACGUUAAUUUCAUCUGAUCUGAACAUUGUGGUCAAGUUUGUAAACCAGACAACUAUUAGAUUUGAAUGGCAGCUUGUAGUGGGAGCAGACGGCUAUGAAACAAUGGUGUUCGACCCCAUACUAGGAGGAGUGGGUUCCCCGCUAACUGUACUGAAUGGUAUCAAUGAGAGAACGGUUUCCAACUUAGUUCCCGGAAGGAAUUAUCAGAUCUCUGUUUCUGCAUCGAGAGUGGAUCAGAGUGACUCGAUACAACAGAGAACAUUACCCAAUGCACCGAGUGAUAUUAGUGUGGAGCCUGAGGCAGCAGCAUUGACCUUGUCUUGGGAUCCAGUCCCUGGAGAUGUUGACGGUUAUUAUGUCUUCUACGAGCUCGAGGACAACCCCUACCAGAUAUCAGAACUGUUUUAUGUGGAGGAUUCACCUAGUCCGAUGGUGCGAAUUACAGGAUUAAGACCUCUCACAGACUACACUUUGACUGUUACAUCAUAUUCCGGUGAAGGUAUUGAACGUGAAAUCAGCUCCACAGUUGUCGAGACUGCCACAGUUGACUACAGACCUGCCGAGAUAGUGAUCGAAGAAGUUACAACCGAAAGUAUCCGUCUCUCUUGGGGUGUGUCCACUGAUCCAGCUGCAACAGGCUAUGUCAUUGAGGUGUCUGGUGGGGAUGACGUAUCCAGCUACACCAGGGGAUUAUUCCAGCAGAAUAUUGUCAUCCCCAACCUCACACCCGGAACUUUCUACUCUGUCACAGUCACGGUGACCGGAAGCAGCGAGGAGGAUACCGCAAGUGCACUAACAGUGCCUUCUGCACCCAGGACUCUGUCUGUUGACUCUGUCUCUCAGUCCAUCGUCCAGGUGUCCUGGUCUGCAGGUGAAGGUGACUUUGACGAGUUUCAGAUAUACCUGAGGCAAGACGGUGAAUCGGAGAUGCACGUUGAGGACGUUCCUCCAUCGCAGCUCACCCAAACUUUCGAAAACCUUGAACCUGACACCAUGUAUACUGUAAGAAUUGUUUCUGUCGUGAGGUGUCAGAGUCUAGAACAGAGAAGCUUGUCUGCUGAAACUGAUUUCACUACACAACCUAGAAUCAUCAAUCUUGAGCAAACCGGAAGAAAUGUGAGGGUGUCCUGGGCCGACGAGUUUGGAGAUGACAUUCUGAAAUACCAGCUGAUCUACAUCGAGGAUGAGGUGGAUGCUACUUCUAUGUCUGUGUUCGUGGAUCCUGGGGUUGCCCCAUCGGUCACUCUGAUGAGAUUGCGGCGGGGCCAAACAUACACGUUCAUUUUGACAGCCGUCCGACUCUCCGGGAACCGAGAACAGCUGGCUUCUACCUCAUACACUCUAACACCAUCACCUCCACAGUUCACCCUUUCCAGACCCUUCCCGUCCAUCGUGAGAUUCCUUGCAAGGCUCCUUGGUGGGAGACUUAACGUCUUGCGUUUCAGGGUUGUGCUACGAGCCACUCCAGCAGGGGCUGGCACGCCCAUUAACAUCGACGUCCAAGUCCCGGCUGAUGCCUGUCCAGAAAUAGAGCUCUCCGGUCUCAUCCCUGACACCGACUACCAGGUCACUUUCGUCGCAGAGUCCGGUGCUUCCUCAAGUGAACCUGAAAUUAUUACAUUCACAACGCCUGCGGUAACUGAACAAGGACAGCUGUCAUUCGGCGAAUUGACCUCAUCCGGUUUCACAGUGUUUUGGUCACCCUUUGGUGGUCUGUCCACAUACACACUGACCAACAAUGGAGUAGAUAUUGAUGUCCCUGCGACAAGUGAUCCGGUGCAAUCUUAUGAAUUCAGCAACCUUAGCCCAAGCACACUGUACACAGUCAGUCUGGCUCAGGGAGGGACAGAAAACAUCAGAACCCGUCCCUCUGCUCCUGGUUCCUUAGUGGCAACGCAGGUCUUGGACACCAGCAUUGAGCUUUCAUGGAUCCCUUCAUUUGAUAGUAAUGUUGCUAGAUAUGAGAUAUGCUAUUCUCCCGCUGAAGAGUCUGCCUCGCCCAUUGCCGUCCCUGGAGACAGAACCACCAACCAAUACACCCUGACCGGACUUGAUCCAGACACCAUAUACAUCAUCAGCAUUGCUGCGGUCACGGAUAGCCCCGAAGUCAGGAGCGAGAAGCAAACAGUCUUUGCCACAACAAUUGCUGACACCACCAUCCCCGUGGCCAGUAACUUUGAAGUCACCACAACCCAGGCUUCAGACCAUGUCAUUGUAUUGGGCUGGGAUCUUCCUGAAAGAUCAACCUUCGACUUCUUUGAGGUGUCCUACACCCCCAACGUCGGCUCCCCGUCAUCUCCUGUCAGACUGUCCAAGACGGCGACAAGUCUGAGCAUUAUGAAUGCCCUGGCUGAUACGGUAUAUGAAUUUGAUUUAGUCAGUGUUCGAGGUGAAGAGAUGACUGACCCACCACUUACUGUCACAGGACAAAUAGACGUCGAUAACCUUAUCGUUGUUAUUGGAGAGAGGACAACCACAUCUCUAGAGGUCUUGUGGGGUGAACGUCUGGCUGUCGACGAGUACCAGGUCUUCUACGAUGGGACUCUCUUUGAAACUGUUGAUGGGAAUGAUCCUAGGAGGGUCGUUAUCACUGGCCUUUCUCCUGGAACAGAGUAUACUGUGACUGUAGCGGGCAUCGAUGCAGGGGUUCCCGUUGCAACAGACACGGAGACAGCAUCUACUUUGCAUGAACUGAACGGUCUGUCUGUGAUGGUGACUGACCAGUCGGUCUCCAUGAUCCACCUUACCCUAACUCCGCCGUUCGAAGAUCCCCAGAGGUACGACGGUUACUACGCCCGAGUACGCGUCGGUGGCUUGACCGACUUCUCGAGUCCGGUCGCGCAACGCAUCACGGUCGCGAAGUCUGCAUGCCCGGAGCUGUUGGUCAGGAACCUAGAUCCUGACACAUUGUAUGAUGUUGAGAUUGAGUGGUACAAUGGCUUGGAUAUCAGUGAGCCAUUGACGAUUUCUACCAGUACGGUUGCCGCCGCACCGCUGGAAAUAAGCGUGGUUGAGCUGGGUACCGACUCCAUGACCGUGACGUGGCAGGAAGGAACGGGAUCCUUCUCAAAUUACCUGGCCUCCUACACACCCGGCGGGUCCACUCCGACACUGAUUGCAAGGGGAGAGCCACGGGUCCUGGACCUGACAGGUCUGGUUCCUGGAACUGCCUACACCAUUACAGUCCAACAGCAAGGACAGACCUCUGCCCUUGAGACACACAUCCAACUUACGUUGCCUGAAAUGGUGAAUGGCCUAGAUGUCACCGAGUUUAAAAAUGCACUCGAUGUAACAUGGAGUGUGCCCUCUACAGGCAACUAUGAUGGAUAUAGGGUCUGUCAUUACCCAAGAGGCACUCUGAGUUCACCUUAUUCCUUGGAUGGUGUCACGUCGGUCAAUCUUCCUGGUUUAAAUACCCUCACCUACUAUUUGGUUACUGUUUCAAGUCGCAUCCUUGCAACGUAUGGGGAACCAUCCACAACCACUCGGCAGACACUGAUUGGCGAUCCCGGAGACAUCAAUAUUGCUCCCGAAGAUGUCGAGACCGAAUCGAUCAAAAUUACUUGGGUUACAGUCGAUACAAUCACAAGCUACACUGUUGGAGGCGGAUCCCAGGCUCCACAGACUGUCUCAGUUGCCUCCCAGGCGCAAGCUGAAUUCACCUUCACGGGUCUGACACCAGGCACUUCGUACACAUUCUUUGUAGAACCUCAGGGGAGUCAGAGGAGGGAGAGAGAACAAUCUACAAAGCCUGGCGCCAUAAGGAAUCUGGUCAUCGCCGUGGUUACAACCGAUUCUAUCACCAUUACAUGGGAGCGCCCUCUUACCGGUGGUGUCGACAGCUACAGAGUCAUGUACUCCCCGUCAAAUGGUAACCCCACGUCUCCCCAUACCAUAACGGAUGAUGAAAACAUCGCCCAGAGCCUCACAGUGACCGAUCUGCUUCCGUCGACCCCGUACACGUUCACCGUGGUCGCCAUUGUGGAUGAUCUGGUUAGCGAGCCGGUCAGCAGAGAGAGUGGAACUACUAUCGGCAUGGACAUUGGCGAUGACUUCACCAGCACUCAAUUCACCGUAGUUUGGAAUAUACCGACCGGGGACUUCAACCAGUUCUACGUUCGGUACACCCCAUACGAUCCAACCCACCCCAACGCGCAGCAGGAUCUGCGGAUCAUCUCUGUGAGCUCGUUGGGUGGAGCGUCCCAGGGGACUCUGCUAAUCUACGGCCUCGUGCCCGGAGAGCUGUACAACGUCAAUGUGCAGACGGGAAAGAACGGUGAACCUACUGAUGAUGGCUUUGGGACGAUAUCGUUCAGAACACCUCCAUUACCAGUGACGGAUGCCGUCGUCGUUGAGCGUGGACCAUAUUCCCUCUCCCUCGACUGGAGCGAUGUCAACUCUAUUGAUGUCGAGUACCGAAUCACGUACCAACCAGAGGAAGGAGCGCUUUUCGAAGACGCAGACGCCACGCAAGCUCUUCCGUCCAAUCAGGUGUCAGGAUCUCAAGUUGUAGCUCGAAGCUUGGCCCCCGGCAAAGAAUACAUCGUCACGAUCGAACCUGUGAGUGGAACGGGUUCCCCGGAAACUGAGCAAGCCGGGGAGGCACAGACCGUGGUUGCAUACACACAACCUCUGAGUCCUCAGAAUCUCGUUGUGACUGAUGUUGAGGUUGAGGCAUUCACUAUUUCCUGGAGCCUACCACCAGAAGUCAACUACCCAAUCGCUUACUACUUACUGGACUUGAAUCCGGACGAGCCUAUGUUUCCGUUACGUAUUAACAGCUCAAGAGAGGAAUGGGAAGUCCACGAUGGCCUUGUUUCCGGCAGGGAAUACCAAGCCACCAUGAGAUCAGUUAUCAUCGAUGCAAACAACCAGCUAAUAGCCAGUGAACCUGUCACAUCCGCAUUUUUCUUAUUAGAUCCUGUACAACCCCAGCUAUUGGUCAUAUCGUACGUCUCAACUUCAGAGCUUAGAGUGGAAUGGUCUUUGCAGAAUUCUGACUAUUCUUACUUCGAGGUGUCAUUCUCCAGCGAUUCUGCAAACAUCUUGACCACGCAAACACAAGACCGGUCACUUGUCUUGACCAAUCUGACCAUUGCAACAGAAUAUACCAUCACUAUUAGGACAUUUGUUGAAGGAGCGGAAACUGGGAUUGUGAAGUCCAGUGCUGGGUCACUUAUAUCGGUUGUCAGUACUCGUUCUGCACCACCGCAAGACUUGGUUCAGGAUGAAGUAACAAGUGAUUCCAUCACAGUUUCUUGGGGAGCACCUGACAAUGCAGUAUCUAUGUAUCAUAUCCUGGUCAAAGAUGAGGCUGGAGCAGAUGUAGAUGAUGCCACAGUAUCGUCGAGUGAAACCACAUACACUGUUGAGAACCUCAGACCGUAUACCAAAUACGUCAUCACAGUAGCAGCACAAUUCAAUGGCCUGGAUAGUGACACUAUUGAGGUUGAACAAACAACGUUCCAAGCGAAACCAUCUGAAGUGAGAGACCCAGUUGUUAUAAUAGACUCGCCCAACUCAGUGUUACUUACUUGGACACCACCUGUCUCACCGAAUGGUAUUCUCACAGCAUAUAUUGUGGAUAUUACUGGGGAAGACAUUGCUGUCCGGAAGAGGAGAGAGGCUGGAUUUUCACGUACCGAGACCUAUGGAGUUACUGUCUUUUCAGCCUUGAUUGAAAACCUUCCAACAGGAUGCACCUACACCUUCAGUAUCAGAGCAAGGAACGGUGCUGAUGAUAGCGAUAUCGUGACUGCAGGUCCAUUAGAUCUCCCGCAUACAGCACCUCCAACACCUUCUUUAGACAAUGUGGUACGUCUUGUCUCAAGGACCGGAAAGACCAUGACUGUAUCCUUUGAUAGCAGCUUCUUCAGCGAUGUGUACGGUCCUGUGUCCAGAUACGCCAUUUUGGUCGCACAGAGCUCAAGGGACACCAUACCAGCCACUCCAAAUGACCCAGUCAUCAACUGGCAAGUCAGCUCAGGUAGGCCGUACCAGGCCACACCCCUUGCCUACAAUCCCUUCACGGGUGGAAGCGCAAGGACGUCCUACACCGUCGGUUCUAACGACAGCUGCACCCUGGAUUCAGUGGGAUACUGCAAUGGGCGCGUGGUUCCACUCAGCGAUUACAGGUUUGCCAUACGUGCCUACGGGUCCGAUGGAAAGUUUACCGACACUACAUGGUCACCGGCCUAUAACUCAGGUUUUGAUAUAGAUUGGUUUGUGGCUGCUAUUGUUGUCAUCAUCGUCAUCACUCUGGUUCUCUUGCUUGUAAUGCUCCUCAUUGCUCGGCAAUGCUGCGGUGAGCCAAGAAAUAAUGCCAUGUAUGAGCAAGGUAAUCGUCAGAGACUUCCCCUGGUGAAUGCUGCCUACCCCACGUCGCAGGGAUUCCAAGACACAAUGCACAAAGCACCGCUCCCUGACGACACCUUAAUAAGGAUGACCCCGAUCCCCGCCAGGGAGAACCCGUACGUCAGUAUGAGGGAUGACCGACCCAAGGCCCCGCUUCCUCAAUCUCUGCCGCCUCCGGUCUCUAACGCUGUGCAGAUCAAGAACUUUUCAAACCAUAUUGAUAUGAUGAGUCGCAACAUGAAUGCUGGAUUUGUUGAGGAGUACAACUCUCUUUCAAAUGUGGGCCGAGAUAAGAGCACUGAGGCUUCCAGGCUUCCUGUCAAUGCCAGCAAGAACAGAUACAGAAACAUCUUACCAUUCGAUGAGACCGCUGUUCAUCUGCAAGAUUUAGAAGAAGGUCAGACCAGUGAUUACAUCAAUGCUAACUACAUCCAGGGCUUACACUCUGCCAAGGAAUACAUUGCCACCCAAGGUCCCGUACCUGACUCCAUCAACGACUUCUGGGAGAUGGUGUUUGAGAAUCAGAGCACGACCAUUGCCAUGAUCACUGGCCUUGUGGAAGGAGGAAAGACCAAGUGCGAACACUACUGGCCUGAUGAGCUGAACGCGCCGGUCAUGUACGGCGGCGUGACGGUCACCAUGACGAACUCUCAGGAGAUGGCCAAUUGGACGGUCAGAUCAUUCAUUCUGGAGAAGGGCCAGAACCAGUUUGAGACCCGGCAGUAUGCCUUCCGAGGCUGGGUUGAUCAUGACGUACCCAACAACGUGCAUCCCAUGAUUGAGUUUAUCAAGACCAUUACUGUUGCUCAUGACAGGAAUAGGGGGCCCAUUGUCAUACAUUGCAGUGCUGGCAUCGGUCGGACCGGCGUCUUCAUUGCCCUGCAUCGACUCGUCAAGGAAGUCGAAAAUUCCAAACGUAAUGACUACGUCGAUGUUUGCGGCACCGUGGCUCGUAUGAGAGAGCAACGUUUCAACAUGGUCCAGACAGUAAAACAAUACAUAUUCAUCCAUCAUUGUGUUAAUACUCUUAUCCAACGGAUGAUGUAAACAAGUGGCAAGAACAGUGUGGUGAGCAGGUUUCUAUGGAUUUACUCGUUCCAUUUAACUUUUUUAAGACAGUAAAAUCAUCUGGUACAGUCAACCUGCAGUAACAACCACCUGUAUAGAAGGACUUCCUCAAUUUUCUCCCAAUACAGUUCUCUGUUUGAAUAUGUAUUAAAAGAAUCUGACAAUAUAAACCACCUGGUCAUAAAGACUUAAUUUCUUGUCUCCCUUUCCCCUUAUACAAUGCUCUGUUUAUAUACAUUAUGAGACACAAUCAUUCAUGAAAUGAAUGAUUAUAUAUAUGUGUACCCAUAAUAAUUGGUAACAUUAAUUCCAUUUGUACUUUAUAUUUUUGUAUUAUGUGAUGUAAUCAAUCUUUUGGAUAGUUUAUAUUUGUGUAUAUUUCAAGAAAAGGAAGACUUGGUAUAUAUGUAUGUAUGUACUUUGAAAAGUACAAUAUAGUCUUUCACCCUCACAGAAUGAAAUAACAUGUCUUUCGUGUUACUGAAAUAAGAUAUGAAUAACGACAGUUUACAAUUAUAUAAUGUGAUAUACAAUCGAUUUAUCUCUAUUUUUAUAGAUUAUCUGUUUUUUGUUUGUUUUGUUUUUUUAUCUGUACACUAAAUUGGUGAUGGGAAUAUAAAUUUUGACAUUUUAUUUAAAAUGUAUACCCUAAAAUAAACAACGUAAUAAGGUCAAAAGUCGAAUCAGCUUUUAAACCAAUGUUAACAUUUCAUCAGCUUUUAAAAAGUGUUGGAAUUCUAGUGAUUUGAUGUGUUUUGUGUUUCUUUUAUAAAAAUGAGAAUCUACAAUUUUGGCUGCCUGCCUGAAAGAUGUUUUUUAUCAGUAAGCUGAAGAAAUGGCUUACAUGCACAAACAACACGUUGUGACAGUCACAAGUUACAUGUACCUUAAAUA
This is a messenger RNA of Lytechinus variegatus (green sea urchin), 20093 nucleotides long. Its product is annotated as tenascin-X-like. The transcript has 93 exons. Lineage: Eukaryota; Metazoa; Echinodermata; Echinoidea; Temnopleuroida; Toxopneustidae. Gene Ontology annotation, molecular function: protein tyrosine phosphatase activity; protein binding. Gene Ontology annotation, biological process: protein dephosphorylation. Bases 708 to 19178 code for a protein of 6156 amino acids. The record is from RefSeq and is a predicted model, not a curated record.